CAUGAAUUCAUUACUAAAGGAGAAAAAGUCAAAGAUAGCGAGGUUUCCAUUUCAAUACUUUUUCUUACAUUACAUAUAGUGCAAAAAGCUUAUUGCAGAAAGGAAAGGCAUUUUGAUUUUUGUCCAAUGGCUGCUGGCGCUUACACGGCUGCCGGUGGUUCGCCGCUGCUCCAAUAUCGGAACUCAUCAUACCUCCACGUCAGAUUCAAUUAUUUGGUGCGUGCAUCACAACCGCCAACACAGAUGAGGCCUGCUCUGUCGAGCAACAAGGGAAGCAGCAACUCCAUAACUGAGAAAACAAGUUUGAUUAUGAAAGAUUACAUGGAAUGGAGCAAGGAUAUGAUUGGCUCCGGUGGGCCACCAUGCUGGUUUUCCCCCUUGGAAUGCGGUCCACCUGUCAAAGACUCCCCUCUCUUGCUCUACUUACCAGGGAUUGAUGGUAUUGGACUUGGCCUUAUAAAGCAUCACAAAAGACUUGGAAGGAUCUUCAAUAUAUGGUGUCUCCAUGUUCCAGUUACAGAUCGAACAUCGUUCUCAGACCUGGUGCACCUGGUUGAAGCAACUGUUAGGUCAGAGAAUCACCAUGCACCAAGACGUCCCAUCUAUCUUCUUGGAGAAUCUUUUGGCGGAUGUCUAGCACUUGCUGUUGCUGCUCGUAAUCCACAUAUUGAUCUUGCUCUAAUUUUGGCAAACCCAGCCACACGUUUACGGGAGUCUCAGCUGCAAAAUCUGAUAACGUUGUCAGAAGUCAUUCCUGAGCAACUUCAUCCAAGCAUGGUUAAAAUGCUAAGUGUGACUACAGGUGUUCCUGCAAGAGUGGCAGUGGCAAUUCCUGGCAGCGUACACCCUUUGCAACAAGCAGCAGCAGAGUUAUUUCGUGGUGAUGUAGCAUUUUCAUCCUACUUAUCUGUGCUGGCUGAUGUGUUACCUGUAGGAACACUUAUCUGGCGGCUGAAGAUGCUCAAAGCAGCCGCAGCUUUUGUCAGUUCCCGCCUUCAUGCUGUCAAAGCACAAACUCUGGUACUUUCGAGUGGAAAGGAUCGCUUGAUACCCAGCCUUGAGGAAUCUGAGAAGCUUCGUCAGAUGCUUCCAAACUGUGAGAUCCGGAGAUUUAAUAACAGUGGUCAUGUCCUUCUCCUGGAAGCAGACUUUAAUUUGGUAACUGUCAUAACGGGUGCCAAUUUUUAUCGACGUGGAAGACACCUUGACUUCGUCACAGAUUUUGUGCCGCCAAGCACUUCUGAGUUUGACAGCGUGUAUAAACCGUACAGGUGGAUGGAAGUUGCCUUCAACCCUGUGAUGAUAUCAACUCUCGAAAAUGGGAAUGUUGUUCGGGGUCUGACUGGAAUUCCUACUGAAGGCCCAGUCUUACUUGUUGGUUAUCACAUGAUGCUUGGACUUGAACUAGUUCCUUUGGUGUCCUGUUUGUGGAAUGAACAUAAGAUUGUCCUACGAGGCAUAGCACAUCCAUUGAUGUUUAAGAGAGCAAGAGUGGGAAAUAUGCCUGCGUUAUCAAUGUAUGAUGAUUACCGAUUUAUGGGUGCAGUUCCCGUGUCGGCACCUAACUUCUAUAAACUUUUAUCAUCAAAAUCCCACAUGUUGCUGUAUCCUGGGGGCAUGCGGGAAGCUCUUCACCGGAAGGGGGAGGAGUACAAAUUGUUCUGGCCAGAACAGUCUGAAUUUGUCAGAAUGGCAGCUAGAUUUGGAGCUAAAAUUAUACCUUUUGGUUCAGUGGGAGAAGAUGAUAUUGGCCAGAUGCUCCUUGAUUACGAUGACCUGAUGAAGAUUCCCUAUUUCAAGGCUGGCAUAGAGGAGUUAACUGGUCAAGUGGAGAAGCUAAGAAAUGACACUGAAGGAGAGGUUUCAAACCAAGAUGUACAUCUUCCAAUCAUUCUUCCAAAAGUUCCUGGUCGUUUUUACUUCUACUUCGGCAAGCCAAUUGAAACAGAAGGGAGGAAGGAGGAACUAAAAAGCAGGGAGAAAGCACAUGAAUUAUACCUGGAAGUGAAGUCUGAGGUUGAGAGAUGCAUUGGUUACCUGAAGGAGAAAAGAGAAAAAGAUCCGUAUAGGAGCAUCAUGGCCCGCCUCCCUUACCAGGCUAGCCAUGGCUUUGAUUCUGAAGUUCCCACAUUUGACCUAUAGUUAUUUUUCACAUAUUUAAUUCUUUAUUUCCCCUGGAUAAAAUGUGCACCUUCUUGACAAAAAAAUAAAAUAAUAAUAAUGAUAAUGCCCACCGUUUUCUCUCUC
Messenger RNA from Lycium ferocissimum, 2247 nucleotides. Its product is annotated as phytyl ester synthase 2, chloroplastic-like. The transcript is spliced from 14 exons. Gene Ontology annotation, cellular component: membrane. NCBI's taxonomy places the organism in Eukaryota, Viridiplantae, Streptophyta, Magnoliopsida, Solanales, Solanaceae. Bases 127 to 2142 code for a protein of 671 amino acids. The record is from RefSeq and is a predicted model, not a curated record.